AUGGCAGCUCAGGUUCAAAUGCUGCUUUUUGUGGUGCCAACGAGAGCAGCUGGGGAAGAUAAGUGGGAACAUGCACAGCCUGCUGUUCUCCAUCCCUGCAGCAGCAACGCCGCGGCGACUCGCGCGGAGCAGCCGAGCGCGGUCUGCGGGCGCCCGGCGGCGGCGGAAGGAGGGGAAGCUCCGCGCUCCGUGCCGCUCCGUGCCGCUCCGUGCCGCUCCGUGCCGCUCCGUGCCGCUCCGUGCCGCUCCGUGCCGCACCGCCGCAGCCGGCCCGCAGGGGGCAGCCGCCGGCCCCGGGUCGCGGCGGGGAUGGCGGAGGCGGCGGACGAGGCGGAGCUGGGCCUGCUGGAGUGCCGGGUGUGCUUCGAGCGGUACGGCCCCGGCGGGCGGCGGCGGCCGCGUAACCUGCCGUGCGGACACGUCCUGUGCCGCGGCUGCGUGGAGGCGCUGGGCGGCCCCGAGCGGCGGCGCCUGGAGUGCCCCUUCUGCCGGCGGCCCUGCGGCCUCGGCGAGACCAGCGACUGCCUGCCGCUGCUGCAGCUGCUGGAGCUGCUGGGCCCCGGCGGCCGCGGCCCCUCGGUCCUCGGCGGGGCGGCCGGCGGCGCGGCUCCUCCGCGGCUGCGGCUGUCGCUGGGCGGCUGGGGGUCGCUGCUGAACCCCACGGGGGUGGCGGCGUGCCGGGCGUCGGGGCGCCUGGCGGUGGUCCACGACGGCAAAAAGAGGGUCCACGUCUUCGGGCCGAGCGGGUCCUGCCUGCAGCGGUUCGGGGAGCGGGGGGACGCGGGCAACGACGUCAAGUACCCGCUGGGCGUGGCGGUCACGGCCGACGGGCACGUGGUGGUCGCCGACGGCGGGGACCGCUCGGUGAAGGCCUUCGACUUUGACGGCAGGGGGACUCUGGCCGUGCGAGAAGGAUUCUGCCUGCCGUGGGGCCUGGGGGCCACCCCCGAGUGCGACGUGAUGGUGACGGACGCCGAGGCCGGAGCUCUGUACCGCCUGACGGCCGACUUCGGCAAGGGGCGGCUGAAGAAGUGCCAGCUGGUCCGCUCCAAGCUGAGCAGCCCCAGAGGGGUGGCCGUCUGCCCGAGCUCGGGUGCCGUGGUGGUGAUAGAGCACCUGAAGACUAAAGGACCGGGCGGCUGCAGCACCCGAAUGAAGAUAUUCAGUGCAGACAUGACUCUCAUUGGCCAGAUGGAUAGCUUCGGGCUGAACCUCGUUUUCCCCUCCAAAAUAUACACCACGGCUGUGGCCUUUGACAAAGAGGGCUGCAUCGUCGUGACGGAUGUCUGCAGUCAGGCUGUGAUAUGCCUGGGGAAACCUGAGGAGUUUCCCGUCUUUACCCCUCUAGUAAGCCACGGGCUUUCUUAUCCCGUAGGACUGACUUACACAGCAAACAACUCCCUCGUUGUUUUAGACAGCGGUGAUCAUUCAGUGAAAAUAUAUAGCUCUGCCUGAGUGGGCUUAGAUGUGUUCUGCUACUGGUUUGAGCUGCUUUUGGCUACAAAGUGUGUGCAGUGCUGGUGUUCAGAGGCGUGUAGGGAGGGAGGAUUUCCCGAGCUUUACGUGAAGUGAAAUUGCCCUCUUAGACCAAUGUACUGUAUUUCCCACAAAAUGUACACCAGAUCCCACGCGUGGCUGCAGGAGACAUCGUGGCUGCUGCAGACCAAAGUCCGCAGUGAACCAACCGAGCAAUGAGGAACUUUAGAACUAUUCCAUAUGCUGAUAACCAAAAAUUCAUACUGUGCAUUAACAACAGCAUUUGGAAUGGAGUAAUCCAAGAUCCGCACCUGGGAUAGAAAAAGAUGCUGCUUUUGCUUACUGUUACUCACAUUCUGUUUCUGACAGAUUUCUGCAUGACAAAAGAGUCUGACUUGAUGAACUGAUAGGAGAAAUGGCAGCUUCAGCUCAAGGCCAAUUGAUCCAGCCAUGAUCAGUUGCAGUACAUGAGCUAUCAGCAUUUAGUGAGUUAUAUGAAGUGAAAAGAUGCUCAAAGCCUUUUUGUUUUCUUCUCCAUAUUGGGGAAACGCAAUUCUGGGUAUGCCCUUCUUUGUAUGCAUUUCUUACCACUUUUUUAGUGUUUUACUGAAACACUAACACUUGCCACAUAUCGCAUGGAUCCAUUAUCUUCAUUGAGAUGUGUAAUUACUGGCAUGGGUGGCUUUCCCUAAACGCAUCUCCAAGUACUCAUGUUUAGACCAUGGGCACUUCUGCAUCUACUGAAUGGAACUGGCCAUGUUAGUAACACAGGUACUUUUGAGAGAUUUCCAGUA
Molecule: messenger RNA, 2270 nt
Organism: Phasianus colchicus (ring-necked pheasant)
Lineage: Eukaryota; Metazoa; Chordata; Aves; Galliformes; Phasianidae
Source: RefSeq, a predicted model, not a curated record